Messenger RNA from Sorex fumeus (smoky shrew), 465 nucleotides. RefSeq names its product nucleoplasmin-2-like. Gene Ontology annotation, molecular function: chromatin binding; histone binding; RNA binding. The record is from RefSeq and is a predicted model, not a curated record. Lineage: Eukaryota; Metazoa; Chordata; Mammalia; Eulipotyphla; Soricidae. Gene Ontology annotation, cellular component: nucleolus; nucleoplasm; cytoplasm. The coding region runs from base 1 to 465 and encodes 154 amino acids. The transcript is spliced from 2 exons. Gene Ontology annotation, biological process: chromatin remodeling; positive regulation of DNA replication.
AUGAACCUUGUGGAUAUUGUGGUAUCCAGGAACAAAGAGGACAAUAAGGCCAAGCCGGUCACCGUGGCCUCUCUUCAGCCCUCGGUGCUGCCCACGGUUAUCGUGCCUGAGAUGUUUCUUUCUCCUCCAGUCACCUUUCAGCUGUGGGCUGGCUCUGGACCCGUGUUCCUCAGUGCCAUGGAAUGUUAUGACACUUUAGAUGUAUCCUGGGAGGAGGAGGAGGAGGAGGAGGAUGAGGAAGAGGAGGAGGAGGAGGAGGAGAAGGAGGAGGAGGAGGAAGACAUCCAUUUAGUCCUAGAAGAAUCCCCUGUCAAACACACCAAAAGGUCAGCGCCUCAGAAGCAGAGCAGUGUGGCUAAGAAGAAAAAGGUGUGCAGUGAUGAAGAAGCAGCAAGACCCAAGGAAAAGAGCCCUAUGAGAAAGAUCAAAACUAUACUCAGGCCUAAAAAGACGGUGUUCAAAUAA